AUGUCUACUAGUGGGAACACGAGCGUGCCGAAUGAAGACCCACUGGGGAUCGACAGACUGACCAUCGAUUACGAUUACUUACUCUAUAAGAUCAACGAUUACGUGGCCAGCAUCCAAUUGGAGACCACGGCGAUCUGUAGACGUCAAAAUGAGUUGAUACGGGAGCAGAUCAUUGAUCAAGUGAUGGAGAAGAAUAUCGAAGGGCUCAACAAUAUUCUGAAAAAAUGCGAGGAGCUCGAAAACCACUUUGACAUGCUGGACCAGAUCGCCGUCAUUUCCGAAAACUUCAAGGUGCGACUGGCGCGAGUCCUCAAGGAUUAUAAGCAGUUGAAGAGUUGA
Torulaspora globosa is the source of this 339-nucleotide messenger RNA. RefSeq names its product Cnl1p (gene CNL1). Lineage: Eukaryota; Fungi; Ascomycota; Saccharomycetes; Saccharomycetales; Saccharomycetaceae. The coding region runs from base 1 to 339 and encodes 112 amino acids. The transcript has a single exon. The record is from RefSeq and is a predicted model, not a curated record. Gene Ontology annotation, cellular component: BLOC-1 complex. Gene Ontology annotation, biological process: endosome organization.